Molecule: messenger RNA, 2580 nt
Organism: Cladocopium goreaui
Lineage: Eukaryota; Dinophyceae; Suessiales; Symbiodiniaceae
Source: the annotation of a GenBank genome assembly
AUGACCAAGAUCUGUGAUGUGAAGCUGGCGCGUGGAGCCGUUCAGAGGCUCUUCCAACCCUUGAGAGAACAAGUUACUAUGUUGAAGAGACACCAUAGCAAUAUCUCCGAGGAGUGCUGGAGCAUUCUGGAGCAAGCACCAGCCCAGUGGUCAGAGGUGGACCGAGCAGCUUUCAAUGAGAAGGAGAAGAUCUUGCCUCUGCAGAACCAGGAGAUGCAGAAGAUUCGGGUGAAGAUCGAAGGCUUCAGGGAAGAUGUGCGCAGCUUCCGCGCGGAGUUUUUGGAUCGUUGUCCCUUUGGAAGUGAGAAUGCAGUGACUGGCAACUAUGACAAGAGCUAUGCAUUGAUCAACGAGUACUAUCAGAAGACCAUGGAAAUCCGAGCACGUGCAGAACAGUUCAAUGACUUGGAGCUGCUGUUUGACAUGGCCAUGAGCAAUUACCAACCGCUGAACGACUGCUACAACAACUUGGUGCUUUUGAAGAACUUAUGGGACCUGAUUGUCAUGGUGCGGGAAACCUUCUCUGCUUGGUACAAUGUGCUGUGGGACAAGAUCGACACGGAGCAAAUGGUGGCCACGGUUCGUGAACUGAGCAACCAGGUGGUUCGUGCCCAGAAAGGUUUGAGGGCAUGGCCUCUGUACACCUGGCUACAGGAUGAGGUCAAGAACAUGUCUGCUGCCCUGCCACUGGUGAAUGAACUCCACUCCGACACCAUGCGCGAUCGGCACUGGGCGCAGCUGAUGGGUGUGACCAAGAAGACGUUUGAAAAGGGCCCAGAAUUCAGCUUUCGGCACCUGUUGGAAUUGGAGCUGCAUCAUUUCUCGGAUGCUGUCUACGACAUUGUGGACCAAAGCGUGAAGGAGGCCAAAAUUGAAGCCAAGUUGGAAGGCAUCCGUCGCACCUGGUCCAAGAUGACGGUGGACUUCGAUGGAAGCCGCGAGGAUUGUCCACUGCUGGCGGAUCUCAGUGAGGUGCUGGAACGUUUGGAGUCCGAUUCUCUGGAGAUGUUGUCCAUGACCUCGCAGGGCCGCUUCAUUGAAUUCUGCAAGCAGACAGUGGACGAGUGGAGUGAAAAGCUGCAGACCGUCGACUCCGUCUUGCAGGUGUGGCAGAAGUUCCAGACCAACUGGUGUCGUUUGGAGCCCAUCUUCAUGCAGAGCGAUGACAUUCGCUCGCAGCUUCCAGAGGAUUCCAAGAGGUUUGAGCUCCUGGACAACAGCUGGAAGGAUUUGAUGAUGGAGGCUUCCAGAUCUUCUUUGAUCGUUGACAUUUGCACGGCCGAUGGCCGCGCCCAGACAUUGGCAGAUAUCACGGAUGCCUUGGACACUUGUGAGAGAUCCUUGAAUGACUAUUUGGAGCAGAAGAAGAAAGCCUUUCCGCGAUUUUACUUCGUGGCCAAUGGAGCUCUGUUGGAUAUCCUGUCCAAUGGCAACAAACCCCUGAAGGUGGCUGAGUACUUGGGCGAUGUCUUUGAUGGCAUUCGUACCCUAGAUUUCUCCCCCGAUCCCAAGCUGGGCCGCAUCGCAUGUGGCCAUAAAGCCAAGGAUGGCGAGUUUGUCGCCUGGCCAUCUGAUCCGGGAAACUUUGUGCUGGAGGGCCCGGUGGAGAUCUACUUGGCCGGACUGGAAGCGCACAUUCGCCUUGCCUUGAGGGAAGUCCUGGAACAGGCUAGAACUUCUGCUGAAAGUUGGGAGGUGGGCGACAGGCCCCGUGAAACCUGGCUGGAUGACUACUGUGCUCAGUUGAGCUUGUUGGCCACGCAGAUCAUUUGGACGGAGGAAACAGCCCGUGCUUUUGAAGACAUGGAAGCCGGCAGCGAAACUGCCAUGCGUGACUACAAAAGGGUCAAUGACGAUCGCAUCGAUAAGCUGAUCCGCCGGGUGCAGGGCGAAUCCGACAAGGAGCUACGCACCAAGGUGAUCACCAUCAUCACCAUCGACGUGCAUUCCCGGGACGUCAUCGAAUCCUUCGUGCUUCAAAAGGUCAAUGAAGCCAACGACUUCAGGUGGGGAUCGCAACUGCGCUUCUAUUGGACAAUGUAUCCACCAGGCAGCAGCUUGGUGUCGUUCACACCUCCGCAUCAGAAGACUUGCCUCAUCAAGAUCUGCGACUGGGCCACCUGCUAUGCCUACGAAUACAUUGGAAAUGUGGGCAGAUUGGUCAUUACUCCUCUCACCGACCGAUGUUAUAUCACUCUGACGCAGGCAUUGAAUCUAUGCCUUGGAGGAGCUCCUGCCGGGCCGGCAGGCACAGGGAAGACGGAAACCACCAAGGACCUCUCCAGGGCACUGGGUUUGCCCAUCGUGGUGUUCAAUUGCUCGGAUCAGAUGACGUACCAAACCACAGCCCAGAUCUUCAUGGGCUUGGCACAGGUCGGUGCCUGGGGAUGUUUCGAUGAGUUCAACCGUAUCUCCAUCGAGGUCUUGUCCGUGGUGAGCACCCAGUACAAGUCGGUCUUGGAUGCCAUUCGCAUCAACAGCAAAACUUUUCUCUUCGUGGAUGAGGAGUUGCGGUUGGUGAAGACAUGUGGUGCAUUUAUCACCAUGUGCCAUGGCUGCCAUCGCCAUGUGUUAAGAUGA